This is a messenger RNA of Knipowitschia caucasica, 360 nucleotides long. The record is from the annotation of a GenBank genome assembly. Lineage: Eukaryota; Metazoa; Chordata; Actinopteri; Gobiiformes; Gobiidae.
AUGUACAUGGGACCAUCUGCUGCGAUCGCCCCAGUCCUGUUUGUGAACAUCCCAUCGCUCAUCCUCGCAGUGCGCUGGCUUCCACAUCAAAGACUGAGGGGUCCCCCAGGGGCCACGGAACACGCUCACCUACAGUACCAGGCUGCGGCGGAGCCAAAGCUGCGCAGAAUGCUAACAGCUUCUCUGGGACUCGUACCAGGCGCCGGCCGGUCGUUUGGACAUGGGUUGAAACAGGAGAGGGAGCUGCAGGCCUCAAAUCAGCGCUCAGAUGACCCCUGCGGUGUCCAGUCCUCGCUCUGUCACUUGGCCUGGACUGGCCUUAUGCGCGGCGCCCGCUCCCAUAUGGACACGGCUUUGUAA